AUGAAAAUUUAUCGCACUUUAGCUCAUGAGUUGUCUCACGAUCUUGUUAUGUUGAAAGAAGAUAAAGGGGAACUUCAUUCUAAUGAUAAAGACAGAGAAGAACUUAUUAAACUUUCCAAUCCUUCUACUAAUGGGAUUAAAGAUGAAGAAAAAGUAUUAAGUGUUGCUUAUUUUCCUAUUCAAUUAACUAGAAGAGAGGUGCUGAAAUUAGCAGAUGAAGAAAUGAAUAACUGUCCUCCAGAAAAAGUUAAAUUAAAAGGCGAAAAAGACAAUGAAGGUGAGGAUGAUAAAUACAAAAUUUACAUUUAUUACGAUAAAGAAAGUCCUAUCAGAGAUCAACUAAAAAGUGAAUUAUGUGAUCGUAGAGGGUUUAAGGAAAAGAAAAAUCCAAUCAAUCUAAGAAAAAGAAUGAUACUUGAUCAAGAGAUAGAUGAUAAUAAUCUUGUAGGAUAUUGUGGUUAUCAAGGUGAUGAUCGGUUUGAUGAAAUUGAACCUCAAAUCCAAAUCCCACCUAAAAAAAAAGGGCGAGUGAAUUACCAAAUUGUUUACGAUGACAUUUUGGCUGAUGAAAAAUUUAGUGAGGAAGAAAUUUAUCGGCGAGAUAUGCGGUUGGCUAACCAAGAUAAAGACCGCCAAAAAGAAGUUGAAUUGACGAUAAUGACUGAGACUGAAAUUAACAAAGUUAAGUCGGUGGAGCAAAUUAAACCUAAAUUCGGAGAAGUUUAUAAAUGUGCUUUUUAUGGAGAAAGUGUGGGUAGUGAAGUUAAAGGACAUCGCCCAGUUUUAGUUGUUUCAACCAAGAUAAAAGUAGAUAACCAAGAGGGAAAAGUGAUGACCGACCAAAUUAUAAUCUUGAUAAGCAAAGCACAAAUAACCAAUCCAGAUAGGAGAAACGCACUUAUAACAGGUGGAGGAGUCGCUGCUGAUUAUUUUACUACUGCUGCUGGUGGUAGUGUAAUAGUUAAUACUUUUUGGAAUGGUGCUAAUGGACCAAAUGAUUUAUUUCGGAAUAAUACUACUGGAAUAAUACCUGGUGCUGUUAGCGAUACCACGUUAGGUACUCAAUGUGGUAGUUUGUAUAAUGGAGGCAUAGAGAAUACUGAUAUUCAAGUGGGAGUUAGAGGAAGUCGUGAUGUUUUGGUUGUUAUUGAAGGAGUAGAAUAUUGA
Messenger RNA from Funneliformis geosporum, 1167 nucleotides. Lineage: Eukaryota; Fungi; Glomeromycota; Glomeromycetes; Glomerales; Glomeraceae. The record is from the annotation of a GenBank genome assembly.